This is a messenger RNA of Fraxinus pennsylvanica, 588 nucleotides long. The record is from the annotation of a GenBank genome assembly. Lineage: Eukaryota; Viridiplantae; Streptophyta; Magnoliopsida; Lamiales; Oleaceae.
AUGGCUUCAGGAUCCAUAGAUUCUCUUGUCCACCAAAGCUCAACACUAGAAAAACCCAUGUCAGAUUCUCCAAAAACCUUGUUUGAUCUUCCACCUGACUCCUUUUGGGUCCCCAAAGACUACGAGCAAGAUUGGUUUGAUCGAAAUGCAAUGAUGCAACGCAAAACCUCCAUAAAACUCGCUGGUUCAACUCAGAACUCCAAGUCCUUUUCUCACCGUUCUUCAAUCUCUUUCAACCAAAAACACAGAAAAUCUCUCAUUGGACUCGCAGGUUCUACUCAAACACCUCGCUUGGGCUUCACUGGCGAUGCUAAUCAACGGCUAAACCAGGUGGGAAAUCCUUCGUUGUUCAGAAGCUGGUCUGAACCGGGAGGUAAGCCUCCAAUGCAGCUAUCUGAACCGGGUUCUCCUAGGGUAUCUUGUACUGGAAGGAUUGGAUUCAAGAAUGGUGGUCAUAGGACAACCGGUUUUUUGAGGCUCUUCAACUCGAUUUUUCGCCCUGGGCGAUCGGUUAAAGGGGAAAUUGCAGGUGGAUUUGAAAGAAAAAUUGGACCGACCGGUAAGGUAGAACCGAAACGGUCCGUGUAA